Microbotryum saponariae is the source of this 2768-nucleotide messenger RNA. The record is from the annotation of a GenBank genome assembly. Lineage: Eukaryota; Fungi; Basidiomycota; Microbotryomycetes; Microbotryales; Microbotryaceae.
AUGAUCAAGCACACCAUCAUCACCUGGAACGUAAGAAGGGGCAUGGGGGUCCCGGAAAAACGAUGUAAUAUCUACACCUACCUUUCCACAUUCAAAGCUUCCGCAAUUCUCUUACAAGAGCAUUUCAUCAGACCACAAUUCUGGCAGCUCAUCAAGGACGAGUACGAGGGCAAGCUCUUCAUCAACCAGCACUGCCUGACCCUGAUCCCGGCCGACUCGCCCCUGAUCGACGCCGAGCUCUUGCGCACCCACUCGGCACUCGACGGCCGGCUCCUCGUCACCUCCUUUCGUCUGCGGGGCGACAUCAAAAUUCUAGAAAUCAAUAACCUCUACGCGCCCGUUGACCCAAAACAACGAGCAAAAUUCUUCGACAAACUGAUCCUCCACAAAACACAGAAAUCCCACCUCCGACUCCUUGGCGGCGAUCUCAACGACUGCCCGCGCCCAGAAGUUGAUCGGCGGAACCAAAGUCGGCGCGGCCACCACUGGCCGAUUCUGAUGGGCAAGCUCGACUCGGCCUACACGGACUGCAUCCGCUACAAGCACCCCAUCACCCCAUCUUUCACUCGACCUAAUCCCAAUCGCAAGCGACCCAACUCCUUCUCCCGGCUUGACUACUUUCUCCUACAAAGAGCUCACCAAAAAAGGCUCGACCAGGCCUCGACGAUCUACGACUAUCCCAAGGAUCUUUCCGAUCACCGACCGGUCUUGAUCGUACUAGCUCUCUCAGACGAUCUUGAUGCGGCUCUCCCACAGCUCAGCCUACCUACCACAUCCGACCAACUACAUCGAAUCAAUACCACAACCUUCAAGACGGUGGAAUUUCAGCGGAUGAUGGAAGGAUGGUUGGAAGGGGCAAGCGGGGAGGAUCUGGUGCGAGAGCUUGAGGAGGUUCUGGAGGCGUGCAGGGACAGGGUGGGGAGAUGGCGAGGAGGCUGCAUCGGGAGCGGACGGAAACGGAUGGAGUAUUUGGUGGGGAGGGUGCAGGAUCUGGAGGCGUUACCGGUAUGGGGGGAGGCGGAAACGGCAGAAUGGACAAGGACGUCCGAGGAACUCAAGCGGGCGGUCGAGGAGCGCGCGCGCCUACUCCGGAUCCGAGCCCACGUCCCGAGAUCGCUUCCGAGGAACGACUGUCGCGGCCGGUCCACGCCAAGCUCGCGGCGCGGAACUCGGACUCCAAGAUCACAGCACUGCGCUUGGGUAACGGAGAGCUAACGCAUGACAUUGAUGUCGCUCUUGACCACACGCAGGCGCAUUUCCAGCGCCUCUACCACAUCGAGCCUCGUGAUCCGGAACGCGUCGACCGACUUCGGGACGAACUCCUCGUGCCGAUCAGGGCGGCACGGACUUGCGACGACCCGCGCUCAGAUCCGCUCUUUCUGCGCCGACUCUCGGAAGCGCAGAUUGAUCUCCUCCAGCAACCCAUCACCGAGGACGAGGUCGUGGCCGCGAUCGGGACGACGCACCCGGGGCGAUCGCCGGGCCCGUCGGGCGUGCCUUACGAACUCUAUCAGACCGCACCGGAGGCGUGGUCCAAGGUGCUGACCAAGGCCUACAACGCGAUGAUCGAGCGCGGUUCACUCUCUCCCAAGCAGGGCCAGGGACUCGUGCGCCUCAUCUUCAAGCGCCACAAGAAGAAUGCCGAUCGCGCCGAACUCUCGUCGUAUCGCCCCAUCACCCUGCGCGAGUGCGAUUACAAGAUUUUUACCAAGGUCUACGUCGCCCGAUUGAACCAAAUUCUGCCCGAUCUCCUCCCGCCGCAGCAGCACGGCUCGUCAAGGACCGCCGAUCGGCCGACGCUGCACUACACCUUUGUCUCCUGAUCGAGGAACUUGGCGCGCGCAGGACCGAGUUCCCCGCGGCCGCGCUCUUUGUUGAAUUUCAUUCUACUACAAGCGUUCGAACACUUCAACCUUGGGCCGCCGUUGUCAGGUCCGCCCAUUUUCGCCUCGGCGCCUUUGCCUUCGCAGCCAAGCCGCCGCCCAUUUCACCUCGGCGCCUUCGCCUUCGCAGCCAAGCCGUCGCCCUCCUGCCUCGCGCCGGCCUGCUCAACUCACGCCCGCGCGCCGCCGCCUCCACGCCGGGACUCUGGCCGUCUGCCCUCCAGUCUUGCUGAGCCAAUGCCUCCACUUAGUCACCAGCAGCUUGCCGCCGCCGUCCUCAUGUUCCAUCGGCCAUCAGAGUAUCGCCCAUGCAUGACGCCGCCGUUCGCAACCUGAGUCUCGUCGCUAUGGACUCCCUCGCUCACCAACACUCGACAUCGUAGAUAGGUUUCCCCUCGUGGCCGUUGUCCAACACGACCCUCUCAGCACCCGAAUGACCCACUUGAGUUUGCCCUUGAUGCUUAGCAGCGCAUCCGCCCGAUUUGCAGUAGAUCCUUUGCGCGCCCGCUUGCUAGAACCUUGUCAGACUCGCGCUCCUUGUGCUUCCCUUCCUCUUCUCUACCGCUUCCCGACAUUAGCCAGACUGCUAAUCUUCGGUAGAGAACAGGUUAGUUGAAAUCGUCCAGCCGCACCGCCGUCUCGUCAGACCGCGUCUGUGCCGCCUUGCGACUUCUCCCAAUCGGACCGUCCGUCGCAACCGUAGCCACGUCGACGCGCCCAACAGUAGCCCCAGCGGUCGCUACACCCAGUUCCGAAAAGUUCCACGACCUACACUCUAUACUCUUGUCUCUUGACCAAUCAUCCGCCUACGACCUCGUCGAGCAUGACUGGAUCUUUGCCAUCUUCGACGCUCUGGCGCUCCUACCACCUUUCUUCGCGUGCUGA